Pyrus x bretschneideri (Chinese white pear) is the source of this 2542-nucleotide messenger RNA. RefSeq lists its product as uncharacterized. Bases 105 to 2360 code for a protein of 751 amino acids. The record is from RefSeq and is a predicted model, not a curated record. Lineage: Eukaryota; Viridiplantae; Streptophyta; Magnoliopsida; Rosales; Rosaceae. The transcript has a single exon.
GCAAGAUAUUAAGGCUAACAAAGUGGACCGGCAACACACACAAUCAUAACGCAAACGCUGCUCAAGAAAACAUCACACAAGAUAUUCACAAGUUGAGGAAGAAGAUGGGCGGCUGCGACGUCGACGGGAAUCUGAACCAGGACAAGUUCAGUGCUCCUAUGCCUUGGAUUGGCAUCUAUGUAGCAGCUGCAACCUUAGCCUGCCUAAUUGCGAUGGCCGCCGAUGUUAUCCAUGGCUUUCGACAUUGGAAACUCUGGUUCCCUUGCAAGUUCUUCUCCAUCAAUGCAACUUCUUUGACCUUGAUCGGUGUUGCAAUUAAACUGUCGGUGGAUCUCAAUACUCCGAUGCCUGGCCGCCAGGAUCAGCUCGCAAAGCUCAGCAGUUCUGUCUUGAUCUGCACAGUAAUGGGUAACACCAUGCCUUCUCUUGGAGUCAUGAAAAAUAAAGAAAUCAUGAUGAAUGCAAUUGCUUUUGGAAUUCUGGUUGUUACCCUUAUCGUGAAUAUUUGCAUUCAAUUAGCUACUGGUGCAAUCUUUGUUUUCUGCAUGGAGCAUGCUUUCAUCAUGUUCAUCAUGCUUGUUCUACUUAUCAUGAUGAACUUCUCUGCUUUAACCAUUCCCGUAUGUAAACGAUAUUUAGAACACAAGUACAAUAAAAAGUACCAAUUAGCUCUAAAAGAUGCCAGAGAUGAAACAGGUAGACCAGUGGUUACCAAACUUAAAGACUGUCUGAUGAAACAUUGGAUGAUGGCUCAUACCUCUAGUCCCCAGUUUGUGGUGGGGCGUUCAGCGACAUGCACGGCUUCUGGAGCAUUUUGUCUUUUGAGUGCCAUGAUUUUAGCAGAAGCAAUGCUUCGGAGUUACUUGAUGCCCUGGUCAUUUACAUUUUGCAGCGGCAAGUCUGACUACAAGUGGUCAACCACUUUGGUUCUUACUGUGCAGACCACUGCAGUAGCAGUUGGUACAAUCGGUCCUGCAUCAAGAUGGUUCACCGCCAUAAAUUUCAGAUGCGCAAAAAGAGGAAACAAAAGCUACAGAGAAGAACUUAAAGUAGAAAAGUACUGGACCCAGGGACUGUUAGAGUUGAAAGAAUGCCCUUUAUCAAUGAGAAUCAGAAAUAGGCACUGCAGGAAACUUGUUCACGGCAUAAGAAACAAACUUUUAGACUUGUGUAUCUCAAUGCAGACGGGCAAUGUCAUAGUGAGUAAGGCCAUUCGGCUUAUUUCCAUCUUCAUUGUUAGCAAGAUAUUGUUAUGCUGCGACUUCUGCAAACAGAGGAAGUCCAAUGUCAACACUAUUUUUAAUGAUUCGGGGACAGAGUCAGGGCCAAACCCAAGGCUAGAUCUUAGCCGGUACGUUCUGCAUCUUGAAGGUGAGGAUGCAUUGGUGCACCACAUGAUGAGAAGCAACUAUGAUGCUACCGAUCAUUGGUUUCGAAGGGGAAAGAAGCUAGAGCCUAAAUAUAUCAUGAAACUGUUAAAGAAAUCAACACUUUCACAAGGAUUCAAGGGAGUUGCCAAUUUUGACAGUGAACAAGUUCCCUCUCUAGACAUGGAAGAACCACCAAAUUGUUGGGCACUACCUGUCGUGACACUUACAAGUAUUGCUCUUGCACUUUCAAACAUCAGCAGUAGUUCAAUUGAAGAGCUGAUAAAUGGUGUUCACGAAGGGCUCAUGUACAUAAAUUUUAUUGAAAAUUACCUGGAUGGUAAAGAAGAUGUCACCAAUGUCAGAAAGGCAGCAAUUACAGUGUGGCAAGGAGUUGAUCUCUAUCACAAAUGGCUAGAUGUGGAUCUCCGUAAAAUGUCACCUGAGGGGAAGAGCUCAAAGGAAAUACUUGAAGGACUUGCUGAGACUGCAAAGUUUAUAUUUGAAGAGUCUAGAAAGAAGCAUAUGACUACGAAUGCAUGUUUAAGAGAUAACCCUUCAAAAUGGCCUGUUAGAGAACUGGCUGCUAAUUCCAUGUAUAGGAUAAGUCAAACUAUUCUGAUGAAUUAUGAAGGCAGCAUCAACCAGACAGGUGAGAGAUUAUUCGAAGAGCUGAAUGUCAUGAUUUCGGACAUAAUGGCUGCUUGUCUCACUAAUUUACGUCUAGUUAUAAAGAGGAAGUGUCUGAGCAUCGGCAUUGAAGAGAGGGAGGAGGGUGUGCGGCAUGCAGUUUACAUUCUUGGCAAAACUGAAAACAUUUUGAAUAUUCUAGACCAUAGAAUUCCCCCAAGUAUGGACCUGCACCAAAUUUCAUGCAUUGAUGAGUGGCGUUCGUUGCACAAGGACAGUCCCUUGUACUUCCCUUCUCCAUCUCCAUCAGAGGGUGACGAAGCCUCUUCUCUUUCAAGUGACUUCUACCUGGUGAUUGACUAGAAUUAACAACAGUGGUCAUGUUAGAACAUAACGAGUUGAAGCUACUUUCAAAUUUUUUUUCACAUCUCUUUUAGUGGGUAUUCGAAACUAAUAUAUGUAAUAGACAUUAUUGAUAGCGGCAAACAAAACUGUAGGGCAUGAUCUUAUCUUUUUUCUGAAUGGAACCCCCUUCCCGUGAUGAA